AGAUUUUAGAUACUGGUGGAGACUAUGACUACAUGAUUAUAAGAGAGAUUACGAACAGUUUCUCCACGAGAUCAAUGUUGAUAGUCACAAGUCCUACCGAUUUUUCAUGAAGAUGGAUGAGCAAGAAUGUCGUGCUACGUCAUGGUUGUCCUCGAGUCUCGCUCUUUUCCGCUCCCUAGAGACGCAAACUGUCAUGGAUCCUCGGACAUCACCGACAAACGACGGUUGGAUAGAUCUGCGGGUUUGAUUGUGACGUAAGCAGAACCAGAAGAAGCCAGGCAAACGCAAGUGCAAAUUACAGCUUUCAGAUUAUCGCUUCCAUCAACAUCUUCUUUGGUUUGUACUGAGUUGGUUCUAUCAGAAGUGCUGCGACUAGGGCGUGAAGAAUCGACGGGGAUCUGUGAGUAGGACGAGUAUAAGAACCAAGGCAGAUUUUCUGCGAAGAUGUUGCAUAUUUCCAGAGCCUGUCUCGGGCCACCGAAAGCGCCACGCAAUUGCUUUUUCCCGUGGUUCAACUUUGUCCUGGUACGAUCGGGUGCAUAUUUGGAACCAAACAGGAUCGCUUUUCGGGUACCGGUCCACGUGACGAAACCCGAAAUCCGUGAAUAUUUGCGGAAAAUCUACGAUACCAAAGUGAUCAAAGUAAAUACCUACAUUCAUAUUCCGAAAAUAAAACGAAACACUUUCGGCGAUUUCAUAAAGUUAAGGCAACAAGGAUUAUACUUGUACUCACUAGAGAUGGUUGUGAUAGCAAAAUAACUGAAGUUGGUCAAUAAAACUAUCCUCAUUAUCAAUACGAGGUGCAUGUGUUUUGAUUAAGUAGUUGAAUUCCACGUGGUGCGCUCGCGUGUACGGCAAUUCCAAUGGUUGUUAGAUAGUAGUUGCGCCCUUCUGAGUUGAGAACUGCACAGCGCGAAGCCAACAUAUACGGCUUGUUCUAUUGUUAAAGCGAUUUUAUUUUCAAAUUCGGGAUACCCCUAAAGAGGACAACAAUUUGCCUUAGUUGAACUGGCUUUUCUAACAAACCAGGGAGGCAUUUACAAGAAAGCGAUUGUGACCUGUGAAGAAGUGAUCCCGGAUGAAGUAAAGAUGUUCGUAAAUUCGAGAAAACCCAGGAUGAAUCCAGCAAUAACCAAGUACGAUACACCGAAAUGGAUUGCCAGGAAGAAGUGGUGGUCGAAGAAUACUGUCCGACCGGGGGUCAACAGAAUUAUGUCCCGACGUUUUCCUUUUCUUUAGAAUUUACCAGAGUCUUAAUGGAAGGUAAUAAUACAGCCGUAUCCUUUUAUCCUCGAUGUACUUAUUUGCCUUUGGUCAGAAGCCGAAGCCAAAAAAAACCUCUGAAAGCACCUCACCAAGCACAGGUGUGAGGAAGCUAAUCUUCUCUGUCAGUUUCGAAGUCUUCAUCUAAUGUUUGCAUGGACUGGCUGCCCCGACAUCCGCAGGCGCACGCCGAAGUAAUUCCGACGCUUCUCCGUGGGGAUGAUUUCCCACCACCGUUGCCGAAAACAGAGAAGAUGGAGCCGCAGCGGCAUCUGCCGCACCUGCAUCAGGGAGGCCCAUUUCUCCCCGACGGCGUUCCGCAGCAGAUCUUUCCAAGACCAGACCUGACUGUGCUGCGCGGGCGCCACGAGGCCGCGAGAAGAAGCAGGACCUCGAACUCGGAUGGAGUUCACGUACCAGCGGAGAUGCGGAUCAACGAACGUGUGGAUUAAAGACGAGAACCCUGAAAACCAGCUGACUUUUCUCUGAGUUGCAACCGAAAAUACUAGCAGACUGUACUGAAUUCCCAAGAUGGGACCGGUGCCUGGUUGAAGUACUUACAACUAGUGAUGCUCUUCUUGUAUAAGUAUGUGACGCAAAUAAGUACAUAGAUCAGCCUUCUUAUGUAAUGAAGACUCA
Molecule: messenger RNA, 1902 nt
Organism: Amoebophrya sp. A25
Lineage: Eukaryota; Dinophyceae; Syndiniales; Amoebophryaceae
Source: the annotation of a GenBank genome assembly